GCUGAAGGCAGAGGCUUAACCCACUGAACCACCCAGGCGCCCCCGCGCAGGGCAUUUGUAGAUCACGGAACCAGUAGCCACCUAUGCAUGGGACAAAGGCAGGCGGAGUGUUUAAGUGCCCCGAUAAGUGGGUUGAUGGCCAGGCACAGACACUAUGUGUGUUCCCAGGAACACUGAUGUGCCAGCAAGUGGCUGGUCCCUCCCUGCUCCCAGCUCUCUGGGGCCCCUUCUGAGUGUCCCCAGCCCAAUCCGUGCCCACCCACUUUGGGCCUUGAGGUUUCCUUCUCUGGUUUCAGCUAUGUGGGGUCAGGUCUGCAUUUCCAAAGGGCCAGGAAAGCCGCCCCCUCCCCCACCAGUCCUCCUCCAGGGCCACCAGGAGCAGUUCUAAGUCACCACUAGGCUGGAGCGAGAAUGCUACAGGGCUCUGCUCCUGAGCUAGCCUCUACCCUGCCCUAGGUUUGCCCCACCCCUGGAGUUCUUGAGCCUUUCAAGGCUUUUUGCGUAGAAUCAGUUCAGUGUUUGAGGGGAAGCAGGAAAACUCUCAAAGGCGUACAGACCUCACGAUGUUGAGAGCAGGGCACUUAAGCAAGGGCUUGACUAUUUAAUCACGUAGGGACCCGCUACAGAAACACACGAAGCCCUGUGGCAGCUGCCCAGAUCAGAAGGACUGAGUUGGGGAAAGGGGUGUGUGUGUGUGUGUGUGUGUGUGUGUGUGUGUUGGAGGGCUGGAAUCUGUGCCUGCCCGGUCCUCUUGGCAGGCUUUGAAAGGCGCAGAUUCCAGGUGGUAGAAAUGGAGCGGGGCAGGGAAGCCUAGGCAGGUGCAGGGUGGGCAGGGCUGGGUCCUGUGCUUUGUCUUCAGGUGUUUGCGGAACCCUGGGGUAGGACGCCAGCUCCAAGGGCCCAGAGCCUUGCACAGGGCACCUGCCCCUAACUGCCCAGUCUCCCAGAGAAGCAGCUGGAGCUGAGGCAGCAGUUUGGGCUCUGCGGCUCCAUUCAGCCUUCCAUGCAGCCACUGACCAUGGCUUUGCAGCUCCUGCUGCUCCAUUCGGCUUUCCUUAGGCUCAGCUCCCAGGGACCCCUGGUCCAAGGGCGUGGCUUUCGCUCGCCAACAGUUGCCUGGCCAUCCUUCUUCGACUUCAGCUGGCCCCAGGAGGUUCAGGAAACUAUCCAGAUUCCAAACAAUGGGAGUGCACCCCUGCUCGUGGAUGUGCAAGUGUUCGUGUCCAAUGUAUUUAACGUGGACAUCCUGAGGUACACAGUGUCCUCCACGCUGCUGCUUCGGCUGUCCUGGCUGGACACUCGCUUGGCCUGGAACACAAGUGUCCACCCACGGCAUGCGGUCACACUGCCCUGGGACUCACUCUGGACUCCGGGACUCACUAUUCAGGAGGCGCUCUGGGUGGACUGGCAGGACCAGAGCCCGCGGGCCCGAGUGGACCCCGACGGACAUGUCGACCUGUAUUUGGCCCUCACCACGGAGACCAACUGCGACUUUGAACUCCUCCACUUCCCCAGAGACCAGAGCGACUGCAACCUCAGCUUCUAUGCUCUCAGCAACACUGUGCUAGAGCUGGAGUUCCGGGCCCACGCAGUGAACGAGAUCGUGAGUGUCAAGAGGGAAUACGUCGUUCGGGACUUGAAGACCCAGGUCCCACCCCAGCAGCUGGUGCCCUGCUUCCAGGUGACGUUGCGCCUGCAGAACACAGCGCUGAAGGCCAUCAUAGCUCUGCUGGUCCCCGGGGAGGCGCUGCUGUUGGCGGACAUGUGCGGGGGGCUGCUGCCCCUCCGGGCCACCGAGCGCAUCGCCUACAAGGUGACCCUGCUCCUGGGCUACCUUGUCUUCCACUCCUCCCUGGUGCAGGCCCUCCCCAGCUCCUCCUCCUGCAACCCGCUGCUCAUUUACUACUUCACUGUGCUUCUGCUGCUGCUUUUCACCAGCACCAUGGAGACCGUGCUGCUGGCUGCGCUGCUGGCCUGGGGCAACCACAGGGCCCAGAGCAGCCCUGGCCCAGCCCUGAGAGGGGAGGACCCAGGGCCAAGUCCUGAAGAAGCUCCCGGAGUGAAUGGGUCGAGGAGGAGCUGGGCUGAGGCCGCAGACCGCAUCUUCUUCCUGGCCUAUGUGGUGGGCGUAGCGUGUAGCCAAUUCUCCUUCAUUGGAUUCUGGAUGUGGGCGACGUGCAAGUCUGAGCCAGCCCCUGGCGAGGUCAUACCCCACGGCGGGCAGCCCAGGCUGUAACAGGGCCGGCCUGGGGCUGCAGGGGGAGGGUCAUGACAGGGUCUCUGGAGAGAGGGGGAGGGAGGAUGACUCUCUCUCCCCUAAGCCCGGAGGAUCCCAGGCCACCCCGAGUUCUUCCUUCUGAUCGCAGGCAAGCAGAGUGUGAAAUAAACCCGUCACCCUCACGGGUCUGUCUUUGCUGGGCUCAGCGGCUUGCUCUUGUCCUGAGUCGGUGGGGCCGCCACUGUACGCCCAGUCCCCCUACACUCUUGAACUUGUCACCUACCCCUGUGCACCAGUGAUGUGACCCC
Molecule: messenger RNA, 2526 nt
Organism: Neogale vison (American mink)
Lineage: Eukaryota; Metazoa; Chordata; Mammalia; Carnivora; Mustelidae
Gene: ZACN
Product: zinc activated ion channel
Exons: 9
Coding region: 1004-2236 (410 amino acids)
Biological process (GO): monoatomic ion transmembrane transport; regulation of membrane potential; chemical synaptic transmission
Cellular component (GO): synapse; neuron projection; membrane
Molecular function (GO): neurotransmitter receptor activity; extracellular ligand-gated monoatomic ion channel activity; transmembrane signaling receptor activity
Source: RefSeq, a predicted model, not a curated record